Messenger RNA from Fusarium sp. VM40, 276 nucleotides. The record is from the annotation of a GenBank genome assembly. NCBI's taxonomy places the organism in Eukaryota, Fungi, Ascomycota, Sordariomycetes, Hypocreales, Nectriaceae.
AUGUACAGAAACAUAAAGGAGAUUGCCGACGAGGCCUAUUACCAAAGAAAGCCAAACGUUCCUAAGGUACCAGGUCAGAGGGGACGGCUUGAGCAACUGCUUGAAUACUUCGCCGAAGGGGAGGAAGAGUGCCUCCACAUAAGUAUCAGCGAGGACAUGGCUCAUAUUACCAUAUUCGAGAUGGAAGGGGAAAUCAAGCAUGCCGACAAGGACAUUCACACCAUGAUGGAGGAGAAAGGUCUUUUGGCGGAGUGGGAUGCGUGGCCUCCUCGGUGA